Molecule: messenger RNA, 4707 nt
Organism: Carassius carassius (crucian carp)
Lineage: Eukaryota; Metazoa; Chordata; Actinopteri; Cypriniformes; Cyprinidae
Gene: tnk2b
Product: tyrosine kinase, non-receptor, 2b
Exons: 14
Coding region: 693-3944 (1083 amino acids)
Biological process (GO): regulation of keratinocyte differentiation; negative regulation of epidermal growth factor receptor signaling pathway; protein phosphorylation
Cellular component (GO): extrinsic component of cytoplasmic side of plasma membrane
Molecular function (GO): protein tyrosine kinase activity; ATP binding; protein binding
Source: RefSeq, a predicted model, not a curated record
CUAGACGCUCCUCCUGCUCGAGAAUAACACGGCCCCUCUGACACAAACAUGCACGCACUGACCAAAAAAAAAAAAAAACUAUCUCAGCAGACCAGCACUAAGCACUAAGGGACAAUGUUGUCUGGACAUUGCAGCUCUUCUGUUAUCUUAUCACUUCCACUGUGGCUGUCAUCUGAGUGAGGGAAUUGGGAAUAGAAGAAACUGUUCUAUUAAUAGCUGGCCGGUGGACUGAGCGGAUGGAUAGAGGAAUGGAAAACUGAGGAAAAUGACUCAAACACAUUCUGCAAAAUCUUUUUAAGACAUACAACAAGGAGGACAUCACCUCACAGUUCUUGUGAUUCUCUUCAGUGCACGCAGUGUGAACUUUGUUUUGGGAUGUUCUAACUAAGCUGCCAAGUGAACAUUUCCCUUUGGCAGACCUCUCUCUCUAGUGUUUUCUCGCCUUGCCCCACACGGUCCUCCACAUACAAGUUCUCCGUGCUAGUGGUGAGCUUUGGUUAAAGUAGCUUAAUGUGGAUUGCCAAGCGAUGGAAUGUAGUACGUCAGCUGUACAAGUUCAGGAAACUUUCCAACUGAGGAGACCUUCACAGUUUUGGAGCUGUCUCUCUAUCUCAAACCCUGUUUUCCAGCAAAAGAGUCUCAGACGAUUAGGCUGAACUUGUCUUUUUGUGGAUUUUCUCUUAGAACUCAAUAUGCGUCGUUUUGACAAGCUCAAAAAAUCAUUUCCAUUUCUUGCUCAUUUUCAUGUCUACAGAAAGUUGGGCAGCAGUAUGCAGUGUGAAGAGGGCACUGAGUGGCUGCUGGAGCUGCUGAUGGAAGUUCAACUGCAGCAGUAUUUCCUGCGCAUCCGUGAUGAGCUCAACGUUACACGUCUCUCUCACUUUGACUAUGUGAAGAAUGAGGACCUGGAGAAGAUUGGUAUGGGCCGGCCUGGUGAGUCUUACCAAGGGCAAAGACGGCUGUGGGAGGUGGUAAAGAGGAGGAAAACCAUGUGCAAGCGCAAGUCAUGGAUGAGCAAGGUGUUCAGUGGCAAGAGACCAGAAGGAGACUUCAGUCCCCAGCCAGCCAGUACGUUCAGAAAACUCACCACCACACCUCCUCCAGUGGACGGCCAGCAGCAGGCCCUCACCUGUCUCAUUAGUGAGAAAGACCUGACCCUAUUUGAGAAACUGGGCGAUGGCUCCUUUGGCGUUGUGAAGCGCGGAGAGUGGUUUACGCCAAAUGGAAAAGUGCUCAAUGUGGCAGUGAAGUGUCUGAAGACAGACGUGCUCAACCAACCAGAUGCUCUGGAUGACUUCAUCUGUGAGGUCAAUGCCAUGCACUCUCUUGACCACCAGAACCUCAUCCGUCUCUACGGAGUCGUCCUCACACACCCCAUGAAGAUGGUGACUGAGCUUGCACCUCUCGGCUCAAUGCUGGAUCGCUUGCGAAAGACCCUGGGCCAUUUCCUCAUUUCCACCUUGUGUCAGUACACCAUCCAGAUAUCCAAUGGCAUGGCCUACCUAGAGUCCAAGCGCUUCAUCCACCGAGACUUGGCCGCCAGAAACAUCCUCCUGGCUUCCAGUGAGCAGAUCAAAAUCGGUGACUUCGGACUGAUGAGGGCGCUGCCUAAGAAUGAUGACCAUUACGUCAUGCAAGAGCAUCGCAAAGUCCCAUUUGCCUGGUGUGCCCCAGAAAGCUUGAAGACACGCACGUUUUCACACGCAACAGACACAUGGAUGUUUGGUGUGACACUGUGGGAAAUGUUUACCUAUGGUCAGGAGCCAUGGCUGGGUCUAAAUGGUAGUCAGAUCCUCCACAAAAUAGACAAGGAGGGUGAAAGACUUCCUAAGCCCGAGGACUGUCCUCAGGACAUCUAUAAUGUCAUGAUGCAGUGCUGGGCUCAGAAACCAGAUGACAGGCCCACCUUCGUUGCUCUAAGGGAAUUUCUAGUGGAGACCAUGCCUACAGACAUGAGGGCCCUGCAAGACUUUGAUGAACAUGACAAGCUUCAAAUCCAGAUGAAUGAUGUCAUUACCAUCAUAGAGGGCAGGGCAGAGAACUACUGGUGGAGAGGUCAGAAUAAGCGUACCCUGAAGGUUGGUCAGUUUCCCAGGAACACCGUCACGUCAGUGGCAGGUCUUUCUGCCCAUGACAUAAGCCGUCCACUGAAGAACAGCUUAAUUCACACUGGCCAUGGAGACAGUGACCCUCACCGCUGCUGGGGCUUUCCUGACAGGAUCGAUGAUCUUUAUCUUGGGAAUCCCAUGGAUCCUCCAGAUGUGCUGGGGCUGGAGCUGAACUCUGCCAGACCAACUCAACUCCCUGGACGUGUUAAGAAACCUUCCUACGAUGCUGUUUCUGAGGAUGAGGACCAGACUUCAUUAGGCCUUCGGCGGACGCUAUCUUUGAAGAAGAAGGGCCUUAAGCUCAAACCAGCUGCCUUGGUCUGUGCUACCAAAUUAGGUGAUUGCUCCACAUACAAUGUGCAGACUCCAGGGGGCAGCACUCCCACAGAAGUAUCUCUUAUAGACUUUGGAGAAGAGUUUCCAUCGGCCACACCUUCACCCUCUCCUGUGGUGGAGCUUCAGAUCCCAACCCUGGCUAAAAUGGCACUUGAAGCAGAGAACAUUUUAGACAGAACUCCUCCACAGAGCCCCGCACGCUCUCUUCCCCGCCCCCUUCACCCUACCCCAGUGGUGGACUGGGAUGCCCGGCCUCUCCCUCCACCCCCAGCCUAUGAUGAUGUAGCACAAGAUGAGGAUGACUUUGAAGUGAGCUCCAUCAACAGUGCAGAACGAGGAGCUGAUGAACUAUGCUUUCCACAUAUGUCCUGUACUCCUACUGGAGAGUGUAAGCCUCAUGUAGAAGACAAUUUAUUUUUGCCCUGUAGGCAGAGCAAUGCCAGCACCUUCUCUCAGUCUGCUGAGAUCUUCCAAGAGCUGCAGCAGGAGUGUAUGAGGCACCUCAAUGUACCUGUGAGCUCUACCAGCCCCAGUUUGGAGCCACACUGCCAGAUAGUCCUAACGUUUUCUGAGGACAAACCACAGAUACCACCACGUAUUCCCAUACCACCCCGUCCAGUCAAACGUGCAGGUGGUGAUUAUGCUCGCUGGUCUGGUGAGCUUUCUCCAAUCUCUGGAAAUGAGGAAGAUAAGGCGCGUCCACCCCAAAUUCCCCCUCGAGAUCCACUCUCUCAGACAGGGUCUCGUACGCCAAGUCCGCACGUGGGCUCCCCUCAGACUCGCAGCAGCCUCUGCUCAGGUUCUUCCAUCUAUGGCCCAUCCUACCUCUCCACUUCACCUGCUAAACUAAUGCCAACCACUCAGAGCUUUGCCUCCGAUCCCAAAUAUGCUGCUCCCAAGGUCAUCCAGGCACAGGGCAAAGAUAAGGAGCUAGGCAAAGGGCCCUGCAUUCUGCCUAUUGUACGUGAUGGCAAGAAGGUCAGCAACACGCACUACUACCUCCUGCCUGAGAGGCCUCCGUAUCUGGACCACUUCGAUAAGUUCUUCAAAGAGGCAGAGAGUGGUGAGGAAAAGAAGCAGGUAAACACAGCCACUGUCAAGCCCAUGGUUCAUCAACAAGGGGAUCUCAAGUACAAUUUCUCCUCCAAUAACAACAGCAGUCUGACGGGCUCUGGAUUUAGAGGGGGGCUGAAGAACUCUCUCAGCCUGUGCCGAGUAACCUCUGCUGGCUCAUUUAACAGCACCAGCAACCAUGACAAAGUCAAACUGGUGCAGGAGGCUGUGCAUGGAGUAACGAUUGAAGAAUGUCAGACGGCUUUACAGAAUCACAGCUGGAAUGUACAGAAGGCUGUACACUACUUGAAGGUGGAGCAGCUCUUCUGCUUGGGCCUGAAGACAAGGGUGGAGUGUCAUAAGAUUCUGGAGAUGUGUGACUGGAAUCUGGAGUUAGCCAGCACACAACUGUUAGAUUCCUAUGGCUCAAUGAAGCUGAGACAAUGAUGCAUUGGAAAAGCCCCUUGCCCUAAAAGAAUGUUGAGAACACUGAGGGGACUUGGUGGGCCAACCAGGACUUUAUCAUAUCACAUUUUACCUCCAGAUCUGAUGUGUGUGUGUGUGUGUGUGAGAGAGAGAGAGUGUGUGUGUCCAUACAUGAGGCAGUGACUGUGCUCCUCCUGAAAUCUUUCUCUAGGGUGCAAUACAGAGUAAAAAUUAAAAAGUAAAAAUUUAAAGAAACUGCUUUUUAUUUUCCAGUUGAUAGCAACAGAUGGAAAACAAGGUGCUGCUUGUGAUUUUUCAUUGUAAUUUUACAAACAAGAGGUGAAAACAGGCUAAAGAAAGCCUCUAAGGAUUUAUAUAUAUUUUCAGAUGUUUUGGUUAUACAUAUGCAUCUGAUUUGAGUUGGUCUUUAUCAGAUAUUUGUCAGUUUUACAUUUGCCUUUUUAAUUUAAUCUGUUUUGUGUGGGUCACCUGUAACAGUAAGAAUUCUUGACCUAGUUCAGAUGUUGUAUAUAUGUUGAAUUUAUGUAUAUGUAAAAAACCUUAAUGUUGAACUGUCAGCUUUGUCACCCAUUUUGACAUAUACUUAAGACCCUCUCUCUUCCAUGUUUGGUUUUAUUACUUUUGUACUUUGCUCACAAAUCACUAUGAAUCACUCUUUCUAAGCCAACUGAAUUUGCUGGAUUUAUCAGUAAAGUCACAAAACUGUUUUUAUGUUGAUUUGCACAAUGCUGCUUCCAAUCUUAAUGUAAAACCAAAAUCUUGA